CUCACUUGAGACAUCACAGCUAGGAAACAUUAAGAUUUGUCAUGUAUUCAUUGCUGGUCAUAGCUCUGCUGGCUUUGGCUCUGUCAGGGCCAGCCACGGCCUUUGUCUCCGAUGGUCAUGGAGCGUCCACUCAUGUCAGCAUUACAAGAACGGCUCUACUGAGGAAAGUGACAGAGACAUGUCGGGAGGUGGCUGAGAAGAAUGGUUAUGAGUUCAACCCCACGGGCUCCUCUCCUGAAGAGCUGGUCCAGGCCUGUUUAGGUCCCACAGCAACAGGAGACGUGUCUGGCGCCAAGUUUCAUUCUGCUCUUCAAGACAUUUACACUCAGAAUGGACUGGUAGACCGCGACUUUGCCAACAGUCCUCCACAUCACUUCAAUUCUGAGGCUUUCUUGAAAGGACGUGGCCUGAUCACUCAGGGCAUGUUGGCCAUUAAGGCUAACAUUCGCAAUAAGAACUUUCCCACUGCAAGGGAAACACUGGGUAGAGUCCUUCACACACUACAGGACUUUUACAGCCACAGUAACUGGGUUGAGCUGGGUUACACAGAGCCAUAUAUCAACCUCAUAACCCCAGGCCUUCCCCUAGAUAACCUGGCAGAUGCGAACACUGCUACCUGCAGUGACUGUGCCAGUGGAACUUGCUCUAAUCAGCUGCUCCCCAACAUCCUAAAAGAGAAGAAACUCACAUCUGGCUAUAUGGGAAUCUACUCUUCUCUUAAGCCUAAAGGUAAAUGCAGCCAUGGUGGUGCAGCUGAUCUCACUAGCACAGAAUCUCCUCGAGGAGGCAUCAGCAAAGAUGAGCGUCGCCAAGACAACUUGGCUUUACACAAUGCUGCUGUGAAUGCAGCCACAACCGCCACCCUUCAGCUGUUGGAGGACGUCCGUUUAGCUGUAGGGGACGAUGACUUCCUGAGAAUGAUGGGGAUUGCUCGCUCAUCUGUUGUGUGCUUUGUAAUUGACACCACCGGCAGUAUGUCAGAUGACAUUGAAGAAGCAAGAUCAAUUAUUUAUGAAAUCAUUGACAGUUACAAAGGAACUCAAGAUGAGCCCUCCGAGUACAUCCUGGUGCCUUUCAAUGACCCUGACUUUGGCCCCAUAAUCAGAACAACAGAUGCUAAUAAGAUAAAAGAAGAAAUCUCUAAGCUCAAUGCAGAUGGUGGAGGUGAUGCUCCUGAGAUGUGCCUGUCAGGACUUCAGCUGGCUCUGACUGGCGCCCCUUCCUCAUCCUACAUCUAUGUAUUCACUGAUGCUACAGCAAAAGACAUUGAGCUCAAAGACUCUAUUAUAGCUCUCAUUAGGAGCACCCAGUCAACGGUGUCAUUCUUCAUGACUGAAAUAUUUGGCAGGCGCCGUCGUUCUCUCAGAGCUGCUUCCUUUGGUGACUACAGGGAGAUAGCUCUGGUCUCUGGAGGCCAGGCCAUCCAGGUCUCAAAAUCAGAGCUUCCUCAAGCCACAGACAUUAUCCUUGACACCUCGACUUCAGCUCUGGUGACAGUUCUUCAGCGAGCAAGAAACCCUGGAAAGCAAGAGACAUUCUCCUUUGUUUUGGAUGAAUCACUGAAAAAUAUCACUAUCUACAUCACGGGAACAGCCAUUACUUUCAUGCUGACGGACCCUGCUGGUGUAACUCAGAGCCAAAAUGAGAUCAGUGGUAAACUGGGGACCAUAAAGGCUGUGGGCAACUUGUGGAGAAUUCGUUUAUACUCUGACAAGCAGACGGGACCCUGGCAGAUCAACAUCAACUCCAACCAACCAUACACACUUCAAAUCACAGGUCAGAGUACAAUUACCUUUAUCUAUAACUUUGUGGAAAGCUUUGCUGGACCUCACCCAGGUUAUGCAGUGCUCACUGGGCUUCCGCAAGCAGGCCAGCCAGCCACUCUGAUGCUCUCAGUUAUGGGUAGAAGAGGUCCGUCUUCGAUGACUACUGAACACAUUGGUUUGGCAAAAGUGUUAGUUUCUGAAGGUGUUAGCAACGGUGUAAUAACUGACAUGGGCAAUGGAGAUAUUCUGGUGACUGUUGAUGCAGUCCCUGAGGGGGAGUUUGUGGUCACUGUGAAAGGAACUGACAAAGUGUCAAACAGUGUAUUUCAGAGGCAGUCGACCACUCAAGUGUCUGUCUCCAAAGUGAAGAUCCAGGCUGUGGUGGGCAGCAGUGUGGAACCAGGAGAGGACUUUAAGCUUCCUUUCAGUGUGAUGACUCAGGGCUCUGGUGGGACGUACUCCAUCGGUGUGAGAAAUGACAGAAACUUCCCCAUGUCCUUCCCAAAUGAACUCACCUUGACAACUGGACAAUAUGCCAAUGCUACACUGACUAUAACACCACCUGCCAGCACGGAAUCAGGCACUGAUGUCACGCUGACUGUAGAAGCAAAGUCAUCCGAUGGUGUUGACUCCAAUUAUGUUGUUUUGAGAUUGUCUGUUGUUACCAAGAUUACAGAUUUUGUUCAGCCGUCAUGUGAAGGGGUUAGUGUGCAGGCUAAUGACUGCCCUCAUAAUCUGGCCCAAUGUGGCCCUUUCCAGUGGGAACUCUCAGCUAACAUUACAGAUGGAAACGGCACCGGGAUUGACAGCAUUUCUCUCCAUCAGGGGAAUGGAACCCUCAUAUACACCUCACUGAGUGCCCCCAUCAUCCAGGCAAACUACAAUGCCUCCUGCUGCUCACAGAUUGUUGAAAUAGUAGCUGUAGAUAAAGUUGGCAAUGUGGGAAAAUGCUACCAUUCAAUUGCUCGAUCAGGUGGCCCUCCCACUCUAACUCUGUCACUGCCACUGUGGAUUUACCUGUUGGUAUCUACCUUCUUGCUAAGGCCUUGAAGGGCUCAGGUUACAUUAUGCUAAUCUUCAGGUCUUUAAUCUGCACCGAGUUUAAAACAUUUUAAAUAAUGUGCCUUUGCUAUGAAGUCUGUUUUGUCUGCUGGUGCUCAGCUUACAUAGUUUUCUUUUUCAGCUACACCCUUAUCCACAAGGGAUCACCACAAAAGAUGAAUCCACAUUUAAUUUGGCACAGUUUAAUGGCAGUUCCCUUUCCUGAUAUUUGCAUCUCCUUCUGGUAUUGAACCAGAGAUCUUUUAAGUGUUAGUCAAAUGAGUUGACAGCUAUAAUCUGGAGUUGCCAGGUAUGAAUAAAAUACUGAAAUAAAAUGUUCACUCUGUACUUAAGAAAUGAAGGUCAGCUUCCUGAGCAUUUCUGGUAUUUUGAGUUAUGAUUACCUUAAAAUCUGUGGGCAGAGUCAAACCCUUUUACCAUUUUAAUAAUAUGGUAUUAAAAUUUUUUUUGCAUUUUUGUGCCCUAAUACUUAAUGCUAGCCAACAUACAAAAAUGUACAUUUCUGUUCAAAUCAGACAUGUACUGUGGUGAAAUAUGCAUGCACACUGCCUUAAAGGAAUAAUUCUGCAUUAGGUUAUAAUUGCUGAGGGUAAAAGAUACACUAGUCCCAACAGCCAGUCUCAAAGCUGGGGAUCAGUCCACUAGGACCUCCACACAUUACACCCAACCCCUACGAUGCCUCCUGGGGGUGGGGGGCCUACAGAAGGGUGGGCCCAUGUCUCCUCUUCGGGCUGCGCCCUGCCUGGCCACCAGACGUUCUCCCUCGAGCUCCCUCCCAAGGCUUGGCUCCUGGGUCUCUAUCCUGGGAAGGGUAAACAGUUCCCUUGGUGACUGUUCCAUAGGGUUCGCUCUUUGUCUGGCCCCUCAGCCAUGGUGGACCCUACCAGGGGGACAAGCCUCUGGACAAUAUAGCUCCAAUGAUCAGUGCGGCACACAAACCCCUCUACCACAAUCAGGUGGUGAUUCAUGGAGGAGGUCUUCUCAGGGUCUUGCUCACGAGUGAUGGGAGAAAGGAGCGGGAGAUUGACUGAGUAUGCUGCACCCGUCUGUCACGGAAGGGAGCUGAGCAUGAAAUCGAAGCUGUCAAGUUACCGGUCAAUCUACGUCCCUACCCUCACCUACGGUUACGAGCUUUGGGUAGUGACCCAAACAAAGAGACUGCGAAUCCAAGUGGCAGGAACGAGCUUCCUACGAAGGGUGAGGAAUGCAGCUAUUCGGGAGGAGCUCAAAAUAGAGCUGCUGUUCCUCCACAUCAUAAGGAGCCAGUUGAGGUGAUUUGGGCAUCUGACAAGGAUGCCUCCUGGACGCCUCUUGGUUGAGGUGUUCCGGGCAUGUCCUAGGCCCCGAGGCAGACCCAGGACACACUGGAGACAUUAUAUCUCUCAGCUGAGAUGGGAACGACUUGGGGUCCUCCCAGAUGAGCUGGAGGAGGUGGCUGGGGAGAGGGAGGUCUGGGCUUCUCUGCUUAAGCUGCUGCCCCCGCAACCUGGCCCCGGAUAAGUGGAAGAAAAUGGAUGGAUGUGUCAUGAUCCUGGGCAAGUAGCCCAAUGUGCCUUGUUUCUUUGAGUUAUGUUUUCAGUUCUGGGUUAGGAUUUUAGGUUACUGUGAUUUUCUGUUAUAGUGUAUCUGUUUUGUUCUCAUGUCUUAGUCCUUUGUAUCUUGUUGUGUGUGGUUUUGUUUUGUUAUGUUCUUCAGCUUGUGUUUCUUAUUGUUCAGUUUCUCAGUUGGGUGAUCUAUUUAGUUAUGUAUUCAGGUUUCGCCAUUUAUCUUGUCUGUUUUGUUCCCAUAUCUUGGCCCUUCUGUGUUUAGUUUCCCUUCCCAUUGUUUCCUUGUGUAAUAUUUGAUUCCCUCUGUCAGGUUUUCUGAGUUAGGUUUGUGUGUGUUAGGUUGGGUCACUUCCUGUUUUAUUUUGGCAAUCUUGAGUUCCUUGUGUUUUGUAUCUAGAUUUACUUCCCCUUGAGUUGUCAGUGUAUUGUGUUCAGCUGUGCUCUCACCUGUUGCCCAUUCCCUCGUUAUCCCUUUGUGUAUAUACUGUCUGGUUUUCACUCAUUCGU
Archocentrus centrarchus (flier cichlid) is the source of this 4882-nucleotide messenger RNA. Its product is annotated as von Willebrand factor A domain-containing protein 7-like. NCBI's taxonomy places the organism in Eukaryota, Metazoa, Chordata, Actinopteri, Cichliformes, Cichlidae. The record is from RefSeq and is a predicted model, not a curated record. The coding region runs from base 42 to 2816 and encodes 924 amino acids. The transcript has 18 exons.